AUGGUUUUUGGAAUCACAAAACAGUACGUUUUGGUCUUUAUUCCUUUGGCCGGAUUUGGAUUCGGAUGGUUUUUAGACUGCAAAGAAACUGAGCGUAUGACGAUGUUCCGUGAUAAAAGCGCAUUGUAUGGCAGAAUACUGAAGGAGGGUGAAAAACCAUCGUGGCCUUAAAGGCGACAUUUUACCAUAGUAUGAAAUAUACUGAUUAAAUCUUAAAGAA
This is a messenger RNA of Malaya genurostris, 220 nucleotides long. It is a transcript of the gene ND-MNLL, whose product is annotated as NADH dehydrogenase [ubiquinone] 1 beta subcomplex subunit 1. NCBI's taxonomy places the organism in Eukaryota, Metazoa, Arthropoda, Insecta, Diptera, Culicidae. The transcript has a single exon. The record is from RefSeq and is a predicted model, not a curated record. Gene Ontology annotation, cellular component: mitochondrion. The coding region runs from base 1 to 171 and encodes 56 amino acids.